Molecule: messenger RNA, 2515 nt
Organism: Gastrolobium bilobum
Lineage: Eukaryota; Viridiplantae; Streptophyta; Magnoliopsida; Fabales; Fabaceae
Product: protein ecdysoneless homolog
Exons: 5
Coding region: 18-1958 (646 amino acids)
Cellular component (GO): nucleus
Source: RefSeq, a predicted model, not a curated record
GAAGAGCGAGCGUGGCAAUGGAGUUUCCUCCUUCUUCUUCCUCGUCCAUGGUAUCAGACGACACCGUUUUCUACGCCAUAUACCCUGAUUCUUCUUCUUCUUCCACCAACACCACCACCACCACCACCACCCUCCAAUCGCUGCACCUGCAAAUCCUGGAAACGGUGUCUCCCUUGACCAGCGAGUACAUAUGGCAGCACCAACCCUUCACCCUGACCCUCUCCACUCCCCCAAACCCUUCAUGCCCAUGUUCCUCCUCUUCCAACCUACAUCACCUCCACGGCCACCUCCGUUACGGUGACAACCUCGACGACGAAUGGUUCACCGUCUUCCUCCUCUUCCACAUAUCCCUCCGCUUCCCCUCCCUCUCCAUCCGCGUCUGGGACACCGACGGCGACUUCCUCCUCAUCGAAGCCGCCUUUCACCUCCCCCGCUGGCUCAACCCCGACACCUCCCUCCACCGCGUCUUCAUCCGCUCCGGCGAACUCCACAUCGUACCCCGUAACCGCCUCCCUUCCCCCUCUCUCCUCGAUUCUCUCAACUUCCUCCGCAAUUCCGGACCCCAAUCGCGGGCCUCCGACCCGGUUCAGCAAGCCGUCAAGAACCGGAUCGCGGAGUACCCGGAGAGAGCCAGGAGGAACAUGCACAGGGUUAGGGUUAGGGUUCCGUUGUCGGUGGCGCAGGUUCUGAGGCACGAGCCGUGCAUGAUUUCGCUGGCGGUGGAAGGGUUCUACGACAGGGACAUCGACGCCAUGAAGUUCGCGGCGAAGAUGGAGAGGUUUUUGGAGAGAGGGAGAGAGGAGGAAUUAGUGCGCGUUUGGGUGAAGAUGUCUAGGGCAAUGUAUGCGCAGUUGGUGCAGCAAAGGUUUCAGGCUCCCAAGUGUUACCCUAUGAUGCCGGAGAGGGACAAGAGGGAGGAAUAUGUGGAGGCGGAGUUGGGGAUGAAGAUAGCUUGUGGGUUGGAGAUGAUGUAUCAGCAGCGGAAGCGUGAUGGGGUUGAAGGUAAGGGCUCUACUUGGGAGGCCUUUAAGCAGAGCUUGGAGAAAAGUGGCUACUUCCAAGGGCUGCUUCCAGGUUCAACUGAGUAUCAGAGAUUGAUGCAGAAUGCUCAAGAGUACUAUAGAAACACUUCUCUGCACUCCAGGGCCAGUGAGUUGAUGAAUGCUCCUGUUAGACGCAUAGAUGAAAUUCUUGCUUUGCCACACUCGGUGGAUGAUUUUAAGGGUCAGGUUGUUCCUCCAUCUGAUGAUGAUUCCUGGCUUUACAAUGGAGAGGAAGAGUUGAACUCUGCUCUUAUGGAAAGACAAAAGGAGAUGGAACUUUAUGACUUAAAACACAAAAAGAAAGGGAAAGCAAAAGAGGAUCAAGAUACUGGUCUAACAUCUGGCUCAAAUGCUGAUGAGUUUGAUCCUGGUGAUAUAGCUAAAACCAUGAAGGCAUUUGUCCAUACCUUGUCAAGUUACAAGGGUGCUGAAGCUCCUGAAGACAGGAACAAGGAAGUGGACCUUGACGUGGAUCAAUUUAUUAAAGACUUGGAAUCAACAAUGAAGCAUCCUGGUGUUGAAGUUGCCGAUUGUAAUAUUGAAGAAGGAUCGUCAUCUGACCUGGACUUUGAUGAUUCUGAUGAGAGUGAUAUGGCUGAAUCUGCUGAGGAGAAUGAGGAUGGAGAGGAUACUUUCAUGCAGUCCUAUUCUGAUGCUAUGAAUGAACAACUGAAGGCAACCACCAUUCAGAAAAGUUUUGUUCGUGCUAAUGAACAAAUUCCAAAGAAGGAUGAGGGAGCAUCAAAUGCAGCAGAGGAUAUGGAUGAGGGUUUUUCUCCUGUAGAUGUGGAUGUUAAUUUAGUAAAAAGCUUCCUUGAUUCCUUUUCUUCCCAACAAGGGCUUCCUGGCCCGGCUUCCAAUUUGCUUGGGCUCAUGGGGGUGCAGUUCCCACAAGAUGCCAAGAAGGGCAAAUGAGGUUACUAGAAUUUUUAUCCAGGUUUAUAAGUAUUGGGAUUCUCAAACGGUAAAGUCUCCGUAUGACGUUUCAUAACCUGUUUGCCAAGAUCUUUUUUCCAUGGAGGGUAGUCACCUGCUUGCCUGAGGGCUGGAAUGUUUACUAGUGAUGGUGGAAUUGCACCAGGUUUUGGCACUCGAUUUGUAAAGAAGCGUGUGAUUUCCUUGCCUUGAGAGAAAAGCAAUUGAACGUAUAUACGUAGCAAGUUACUUGGCUGUAGUACAAGUGGCAAGAAGAGAGGUGUAGGAAAUUGGGAAUGGAAUAGUUAUAUCGCGAAUCAAUGUACAUCAGAAGAAAAGGAAAUCAUGUUUGCAAUAUUACAACCAGAUUUUGGAUUUGAUGUAGUAGUUUCCGUAUAAAUAGGACCAUAUUGAAGAGACUAAUUGAAUCUGAUAGAUACAGCUGGUAUUUACUUACAAAAUCAUCUUGGCCAUGCAGUUAUUUUUUAUGUCAAAUUUGUGUUAUCGACUAUUACCACUUUUAUUACCAUUUAAUGAAAUUACAAGUUAUUGUUCUA